AAUUCUCCUUGUCCAGAUUUGGAAGCGCCCUCGAGCUGCUGUAGCAGGGCUCACCGAGCUGCUUGAGAUUGCUGUAUGAUUAUCCUUGGUGGGUGCCGAAUUGAAGUUUUUCCCCUGAUCAAGUGGUGGUAUGGAUUCUGAUGAGGAGGACGUUCCAACUUUCAAGUACGACAUUGCUGCCGAGCCGCUUGGCAGCUGGGAUGCCAAGGAACUUCAUGAAGAAACCGUCACCGAGCGCGGCACUUUCCUUGGGCAAGUUGCCGCUAGAGUGCGUGCCAGACAAGCAGCCACUUCCACUAGCUCGCCUGGGAAGCUUGAAGAAACCUUGCCAGACGUUGAGCCAAGUGCUGUUAAUGAUGGUCUGCAAGCUGCGAGAGCUUCGGAGGGGGAGAUUGGGGAGUUUCUUUCCCUGGAAGAUUUCGAAGAGCCGGCCGAUGAGUUUAGGUAUGCCCUCGCUGACGAGGAUGAUGAGGACCACGAGGAGGGGUCCUCCGGGCAACAGGCUGGGAAGGCCGGAUACACGCCUCCGCCCUGGGCUCUGGCAAGUGUCAAGCGGGGCCUUGUUCGCAGCCCCCUGCUGAGAUUGCAUCAAGAGAUCAUUGACUUCUGCGACUUCCUCGCCGCUACCGAUGACGAGCGUGCCCUGCGCGAGGCCGCUGUUGAGCGCGUGAAGGAUGUGAUUUUGUCCAUAUGGCCGGACUGCACGCCCACCGUCUUUGGAUCAUAUGCCACCGGCCUCUUCUUGCCGACCAGCGACAUGGACAUGGUGGUACUCAACUCGGGCGUGGACAACGUUCCCAACGCUCUGCGAGCGCUCUCGCUGCAGCUGUCCAAAAGGAGGAUUGCGAAGCAGAUACAGGUAAUUGCCAAAGCCCGCGUUCCCAUCAUCAAGUUCGUGGAGGUGGAGAGCAAGAUCCAGUUUGACAUCAGCUUCGAUGUGGAGAAUGGCCCUGCCGCCGCCAAGUUCAUCCGCCAGUCCAUGAAGACGCUGCCGCCCCUGCGGCCCCUCUGCCUGGUGGUUAAGAUUUUUCUCCAGCAACGGGAGCUGAACGAGGUGUACACUGGCGGCAUCGGCUCGUACGCGCUUAUCGUGAUGCUGAUGGCGCAUCUGCAGCUCCACCCCAGCCGGCGCGGCUACGAGAGCGGCGGGCCCGCGCAGCCGCUUGAUUCUAACCUGGGCAUUCUGCUUAUUGAUUUCUUCGAGCUCUACGGCAAGAUGCUCAAUGUACGAGACGUGGGCGUGUCGUGCAAGGACGGGGGCGCAUUCUUCAACAAGCGCGAGGCGGGGACGUUCAAUCAUGACCGCCCGUUCCUGCUGUCGGUGCGCGACCCGCAGGACGAGAACAACGACAUUGGCAAAAACUCGUACAACGUGCAAAAGGUCCGUUCCGCCUUCAUGCACGCCCAUAACCUGCUGACCACCGAGGGCGAGGCGGGGCAGGGUCUUUUAGAACGCAUCGUUCGCAUGGACAAGAUCUUGCUCAAACGGAAAGUGGCGCCACCGAGCCCCGGGCACACACCCGAGGCUGGUGUCAGCACCCCACACGGGGCUUACGAGGCAGACCUUGACACCACAGAAGCAAAGCCGAGCCGGGGAAGCAAGAGGGAAAGGAGUGACGAAGGGGACCGGUGGGCCCCCAAGACGUCGCCGAACGGGAAGCUGGACUUGGGAGGUGGGAGGAAGAAGCAACGGGUGGAGGCGGAAGAGGAACCCGAAGCAGAGGACCCUGACGGAGAAGAGUCCCCCGAGGAAGGGCAGAUCGAGGUGGAGCCACGGAAGAAGAAGAAGAAGAUGCGUCCCGCCAAAGUGAAGCGGAUGCAGGCGCGGCAGGCGGCCAAGCAGGCGGAGAUUGACCUGGUCAACAGCGUGGCCAGCGAGCGGGGCCUCGCGAGCCCCCCUGGGAAAAGCCGACAGGAGGACGGCAGCCAAAGGAAAGUGCUGAACACGGGAAAGGGUCUUGUCGUAGUGGCCUCUCGGUGAGAGCAAGGCGCGCUGUGAGGUGUUCAUAUCUCACAGCGACUUGACAGAAAGCCACGCGUGUUCUGGGACCAUCUCUCUUCCUUGCCUAGGUGCAGAUGCCGCACUGCAGCGGCACGUCCGGCAUGCUUCGCCCUGUGGUCGCUUCAGAGGAGGAGGAAGUCGUAGGGGGAUGCAGGUUAUCAAAGUGAUAAGCCGCCCUCGCUGAAUCUGAAAUACAUUGUCGAGUGAACGGGAAUAAUCUUCGUUCAACAACUUUGUCAGUAUCUGCGCAGCCAUCGCAAUGCUCCCUAGGCGGCGUUUCAUGAUAAAGUAUAGAGAAUGCCGAAAUGUGAAAUCAAACGGCC
This is a messenger RNA of Klebsormidium nitens, 2325 nucleotides long. The record is from the annotation of a GenBank genome assembly. Lineage: Eukaryota; Viridiplantae; Streptophyta; Klebsormidiophyceae; Klebsormidiales; Klebsormidiaceae.